This is a messenger RNA of Pseudovirgaria hyperparasitica, 651 nucleotides long. RefSeq names its product trimeric LpxA-like protein. The record is from RefSeq and is a predicted model, not a curated record. The transcript has a single exon. The annotation marks the transcript as partial. Lineage: Eukaryota; Fungi; Ascomycota; Dothideomycetes; Acrospermales; Acrospermaceae.
CAGCCAUCAGAGAAGACUAAGAUGUUAAACGGUCAAAGUUAUUCAUUCUUUGCAAUGCAGUUGGUCACUGAUCACAGGCUGUGCAAGGAGCGACUGAAGCAAUUCGACUACGCCAACUCUUGUCCGGAGCUUAUCACAGAGCAUUUCCGCUCCGUGCUGUGCGCAUCGGAUAUCCGUUACGGACCGGAUCAUCCAGAGUCAGUGCAAGGCACGAUGGGGCACGGUGUCAUCAUUGAAGACCCGUUUUCGUGUGAUUAUGGAUACAACAUCCAUAUCGGCGACAACGUUAUGAUCGGUUCUAAUUGUACCAUACUUGAUGCAUGCAAGGUCUGUAUCGGAAAUGACACUGUCAUCGGCCCGAAUGUGACAUUGGCUGGGUAUCUUUUAUCGGAUUCUCCUCAGCGCCGGCGAGGGUUUCAGAGUAAGGCCCAAGGAGGAGAAAUCAACAUCGAGGAAAAUUGCGCAAUCGGAGCGAAUGUCACAGUGUUGCCUGGAGUGAGAAUUGGUAUGGGUGCAAUGAUUCGGCCGGGGUCAAUAAUUGACAAAGUAAGGUGCAUCCGGCUUCUUAGUCUAAAUCUAAUGAAGAUAGGAUAUACCGCCAUGUAUCCGAUAGUGAUCGAACGAGGGCUAUCUGACUUUGAAGAGCUGUAG